AUGAGGGGUUUUGAUUGGAUAAACACAGUCCUGCCGGACGAGUUAAUGCUGCAAAUAUUCAGGCAACUGGAGUCGCGGGAGAGCCGAGAAGCCUGCUCUCUUGUAUGCAAGCGGUGGCUCAGUCUAGAACGUUUAAGCCGUGAGUCUAUCUAUAUCAGCACCGAUGCCCACAUCAAGCUUCUGUCCCAGCUGUUUGUUAACGUUGUUAAAGUUACCAUAUCAGGGAGAACAUAUCUCAUUAAUCAACUUGCUCUCGAUGGUGAAAGUGUGUCUGAAGAAAAUGGGAUUAGAAAGUGUUGUUUUUCAGAUUCUGUAUUGGCUGCUGUAGGAGAUGGCUUUACCAAACUUGAGAAUUUGAGGUUGAUGUGUUUUCCUGAUGCAAUACAUGUAGGGCUAAUAUCUAUUGCUGAAAAAUGUAAAUUGCUGAAGUCUCUGGAAUUAGAGGGGUGUCGUGUUGACGAUGAAGCUCUAGCCGCUAUUGGGAAAUAUUGUUCUCGACUUGAAGACAUAAUUUUGCGGGAUUGCUUAGGUUUGACCGACAAUGGAUUGGUUCAGUUGGCCAUUGGUUGUGGGAGAACUUUGAAGUCACUUGAUGUUGCUUCCUAUGAAAGUCUUACAGAUGUCGCAUUAGAAGCAGUGGGAUUUCACUGCUCAUCACUUGAAACCUUAUCAUUGUUUUCAAGGUUUAUCCACAACGAAGGCUUGCUUUCUGUUGCCUUAGGAUGCCGUCUACUGAAAUCUCUGAAACUACACUGUGAAAAUAUGACAGGUGAGGCUUUGCAAGCUGUUGGAAGUUUUUGUUUACUGCUGGAAUUUUUAUCUUUAUACCGAUGUUAUAAAUUGACAGACAGGAGCCUUUGCGCUAUAGGGAAAGGAUGUAAGAAGUUGAAGAAACUUAGCCUAGAGUAUUGCUUACUUCUGAGUGACAUGGGUUUGGACUCUGUUGCUAUUGGUUGCAGGGAGCUUGUGCACCUUAAUAUCAAUGGUUGCAACAAUAUUGCAACAGACGGGCUGAAAUCCAUUGGAAAAGCUUGCACUGGCCUUUCUAAGUUGGACUUGCUGCACAUGAGGUUUCAGCAAAUAGAAAAUGAUGCGCUAUGUGAAAUUCACAUUGGCUUCAAGUACUUGCAAUCUCUUCAUUUGGGUUACUGCUCAGGUAUUGGUGACAAAGUGUUAUGUGGUAUAGCAAGAGGGUGCAGGAACUUGAAGGAGCUCCAUAUUCGCGGAAGUCUAGAGGUGGGGAACGAAGGAAUAAUUUCUAUUGGUCAGAACUGUAAAUUUCUUAGAGACCUCGUCCUCGAUUUCUGCCAUCGGGUUGGGGAUUCUGGGAUAAUAGCUAUUGCUAGAGGUUGCCCUCAACUCAAUCACCUGAGUUUAACAGGUUUACAGAACCUGGGUGACAAGGGAAUGGUGGCACUUGGUGAAGGCUGUAUGGUACUAGAAACUUGCGAUAUUUCUUUUUGCCCUUGCAUUACUGAGGCUGGAGUUACUACCUUGAUUACAAGUUGUCCAACUUUAAAGAAGGUACUCGUUGAGGAGCGAAAGGUUAGCCCAAGGACCAAACGUCGAGCUCAUCAUCUUUUUAAAUAUGUUUGGACGAUUGAGUAG
This is a messenger RNA of Fraxinus pennsylvanica, 1608 nucleotides long. Lineage: Eukaryota; Viridiplantae; Streptophyta; Magnoliopsida; Lamiales; Oleaceae. The record is from the annotation of a GenBank genome assembly.